Molecule: messenger RNA, 4713 nt
Organism: Oncorhynchus gorbuscha (pink salmon)
Lineage: Eukaryota; Metazoa; Chordata; Actinopteri; Salmoniformes; Salmonidae
Product: beta-galactoside alpha-2,6-sialyltransferase 2-like
Exons: 6
Coding region: 307-1944 (545 amino acids)
Molecular function (GO): sialyltransferase activity
Source: RefSeq, a predicted model, not a curated record
AGAGACAUCGAGGCUCCGCCCACCACUCUCAUGCUGAGGGUGCACGAAAAAGGCUUGCGACAAUGUGAGACGACACCGAAUGUGCAGCUUUCAUGAAUCUGAUUUCAAACAGCGCUGUGAAACCGGACCACUGCCCGCACAGCUCGGUUAACGGAGGAAAAAACGGACACUAGACUGCCUUCUAAAACAAUGAAGACAAACAUAUUUCCUAGGCCCUCCGGCUGUCCUUUCUGCUGUGUCCUGGCUUCUGACUGCUGAUUGGAGCUGGCCUGGUGUGGUUAUAGGUGUGUGAGAGAUUGUAAGGAGAUGAAGUCCAGUAUGCGUCAGUGGCGGAGGCUGCUGUUGGUGGGCAUGUUGGCAUGGGCCCUCCUCUUCCUGGCUCUGCUCUCCUACUUCCUGGAUACCCCUGUGUACAACGAGCCCCUGACCUCCGCCAGCUCCUCGCUCUCCCAGCACCCCGACACACGGCGCCUGGCCUCCAUCCAAGGCGCCUCCCACCAGCAGCACCGCUCCAUCAUGGGCUCCCGGCCCGAACCCACCUACAACACCUUUACCACAGAAUAUCCCGACCAAGACCCUAACCAUUACCCAGACUCCGAGCCUAGCUCCUCCUCCACCACCCCUGAGCCUGGCCUGGAGCUGAGCUACGGGACCAGCCAAGAGACUGAGGGGGACAGCCGCCAGCAGCAGGAAUACCUGGACGCCCAGACCCUGGCUGCCUGGUCCUCCUCUAGCACGGAGAACGUGGGUUCCCACUCCGACCAGACAGUAACUCGAAACAGUGAGAGACCUGCCUGGACCGCUGGCCGGGGGCCCAAUCGAACCACACGCCGGUCCUCACGUGAGGAUGAAGCGGGGGUAGAGAUGAACAAAAGCCACAAGAGGUGGAUCAUGGUGGGGGAUCAUGGGGGGGAGAGGCGAGGAAAAGAAGAGGAGGGUUUAGAGGAGGACUACUCCUCCAAGUCUGUCUCACUGGUGCAGCGACUCUGGCGGGGAAAAGUGUCCUCUGGGAUGCUGUCCCCGCGACUGCAGCACGCCAAGCGGGACUACCUGAGUGCCAACAAGCACCACGUAUCCUAUAAAGGAGGCCGGCGAGCUGCUCAGAGCUCCAGGGAACUACUGUGUGAGCUGAAGGACCAGGCCCGGCUGAGGACGCUGGACGGGUCUGAGCAGCCUUUCUCUUCACUGGGCUGGGCCCGCUUGGUACCGCGCCUGGCCCUGGAGCAGCUCUACAGACAAGGGGCCCAGAGAGGCUUUAGGAGCUGUGCUGUGGUGACCUCUGCUGGGGCUAUUUUGCACUCAGGCCUGGGGAAGGAGAUCGAUUCCCAUGAUGCAGUUCUGCGGUUCAACACAGCACCUACAGAGGGCUAUGAGAGGGACGUGGGGAACAAGACCACCAUCCGCAUCAUUAACUCGCAGAUCCUGGCCAAUCCUGAUCACCGCUUCAACACCAGCUCCCUGUAUAAGAACGUGACUCUGGUGGCCUGGGACCCUGCUCCGUAUGCUGUCAACCUACACAAGUGGUAUGCCAGUCCAGACUAUAACCUGUUCGGUCCGUACGUGGAGCACCGGAGGCUCCACCCCACCCAGCCCUUCUACGUCCUACACCCGAAAUAUGUGUGGCAUCUCUGGGACGUGAUCCAGGGCAACACCCAGGAGACCAUCCAGCCCAACCCACCCUCCUCUGGGUUUAUAGGCAUCCUCCUGAUGAUGGCGCUGUGCGAAGAGGUCCAUGUGUACGAGUACAUCCCCUCGCUGCGGCAGACAGACCUGUGCCAUUACCACGAGCGCUACUACGACGCUGCAUGCACCCUGGGGGCGUACCACCCGCUGCUCUAUGAGAAGAGUCUGGUGCAGCGCAUCAACACAGGCCCUGUGAGAGACCUGAAGAAGAAGGGCCGUGUCACCCUCCCCGGCUUCAACACCGUCAACUGUGAACUCUGAACUAGGAAGCCACACAUGGAACCACCAUGACUCCAUGCGUCUAAGGGAAAACGGUGCAAUAAGAACCCUCUGGACUCUGACCUUAGGGGGAAUCCAGAGGCAACCAUGUAGAACCACGUAUAACAGUGGAGAACCUAAGCCAUAGCCCCUCUGUGUGGGAUGGGAUCAAACUGAAGGGUACAGCUCUAGUCUAACUACAUAAGUCAGGAUUUAUCAACAGAACCCACAUCGGUCAAAACCUUGCCUUCCUUAGAGGCAGGGUUGGGUAGGUUACUUUCUAAAUGUAAUCAACUACAGUUACUAGUUACCUGUCCAAAAUUGUAAUCGGUAAUGUCAUUUUUGGAUUACCCAAACUCCGUAACGUAAUCUGAUUACGCUCAGUUACUUUUGGAUUACGUAGAAGAAGACAAAAGAUCCAUCAAAUGCAUUUGGUGUGUCAUCAUAGUGGUCAUCAUUUGGUGUGCCAUCAUAGUGGUCUCUGACUUGUGGUCAGACUCGCGGUCAGACUCGCUCAGGUGGAACAAACUUAAUCUUGCCGCUUUUUUUCAAUGCUUAAUUGAAUGUUACUGAGAAAACAGAAAGGUGUCAUAAUGUAUUUUUUCGCAAACAUCCUUUCUGAAUUAAAAAGUAAUCCAAAAAGUAAUGAGCUAGUUUUUCAAAAGUAUCUGUAAUCUGAUGAUAAUAUUUUUGCUGGUAACGUAACUGAUUACAGUUACCAGUUGUUGUCAUCAGAUUACAUUCAAUCAGCUACUUUUCAACCCUCUUCAGAGGGUUAACAAGCCCAAGACAUGCCCAAUAUGACCACCUCUAUCUCUGCCAUUGCUGAGCCGGAAGAGAGAAGAGCUGUCUAGGGUAGCAAUAGGAAAGUGUUUUUAGAUAGAGAAACGGUUUUGAUAUAUUUGGAUGUUUUUGCUGUUGUGAAGUGUUGUUUCUCCAGAGCUCUGGUUGCUCUUCUUUCUUAAAAGGACAGUCCACAGUUUUUUUAAUGGUGGGUGUUUGUGUUUUUUAAUGGUGGGUUAUGGCUCUCAUGGGGCGGUAAAUUAAUGUUUAAGAAAAUGAGCAGUGGUCCGCACUGAAUGUCUCACACACGUCCAGAUCGAACACACACUUUUGAAAAGGUACAAACUCUACGUCCACUAGCCACACUGCCGACAACAUGUAACACACCUGAAGUUGUAUUGGAGAUGUAACUUAAAACAAUACAUACACAACACACACCUGUACAUUGUACAUACAGGCACACUGGAACUACACCAAACUCUCUUGGCCUUCUAAGUAUUAUCUAACCAAGAUGGAGGUACAUUGUUUUUGAUCUCCAACUGUCACAUGUUGCUGUAUUUGACAUUCCUUAAAUGUUAUUUUCUAUUCUUAUUUGUUGUUGUUAAUGAUUUUGAGUGUUGUUUGCUGCUACUGCGCUUUAUGUUACUCUCCUGUCCAAUCCCCAAGCUUAGCACUUUAAGACUGGCUAAUGACAGGCUGCCACUUCAAAGGCAUGUCUGGUGGGUAGUUGGGUACCAAACCCUGGAAAAAACAUUGGUUGCCCAUUCUUAGGUUUAAUCCAGUACACCAAAUGAUGAGGCUAGUGGAAAGGAGCUAGGUGGUAAGAGAAAGGACUCACAAAACAUUCUCAAAACAGCUAUAACCCUGUGUCUAGUGGCCAAAAGAACACUGGGUUGCCUUUCAAAACCCUCAGACUGAUUAUCCACAUAUGUCAUCCAUUUAACUGCAGUGUCAUUGUUUAACUUUUUGUUGCUUAUUUCAUUGUUUAAUAGCUGAGAUUUAAAGAAGCCUGCUAAUCCGCCCAUAGCUCAAACCGUCCUGUGUUCUAUUAGUGGCGAGUAGGAGAGAUCUCUAGUCAAAUUCCCAUACUGUCCAGUGUCCACCCCAUGCUAAAAGGCAAUCUGACGCCUCUUUAAAAGCAGCUGUAGCUACUGCGCUGAUUGACCUGUCACUUUGAAUGUAAUCAAACCUCUCCUUAGGGCACUUCUCUCUACGAGCACUACCCUGACUGUGCCAUUUGAUGGAGUCAAGAGAAUGAGGGUUUCAGUCUGCAGGGUUCAGUAGCUAGCCUGCCUCCCAGGCAUACAGCAGAGCGUAGUAUAGUUCUACCUUGAGACUAUCGUUCAUUAUGUCUUUACCGUCGUCAUUUUGACUCAAUACUCCAAUAUUGGUCUGAAAUGACUAUUUUGCCUGAGCUUGCAGCAGCCUGCCCUGGUGCGCUGCCGGAGGACAUUUCUUAUCAUGGCAGGGAUUUCAAGCAGUAAUAUCUCCAGACUCACUUUGUGUUUUAAUGGCUUUGUUAUUUACCCUGACUCUGUGCCAGACUUGCCUACAGUAUAUUUCAGCUAGCUAUUGUGUGUGUGUGUGUGUGUGUGUGUGUGUGUGUGUGUGUGUGUGUGUGUGUGUGUGUGUGUGUGUGUGUGUGUGUGUGUGUGUGUGUGUGUGUAAAGGAAAGGAAAGGAGAUGGGGGAUUUCUCAGAGACCUAGUCUAAUAGUUUGUUCUGUAGGAUCAAUAUCUGGCCAUGCUGGAAUGGACAAUGGAGGCUCAGUUGUUUCCAACCACAAAUCCGCUUACAACUACUAAGCCUCACCUUUAUCCCCAGCUGACCCAAUGAAAACAAACAGAUCAUGUACUUGUCCAUCUAACCUAUUUGUCACUGUAGUUCUCUCUGUAGCGGCCAGCCUAGUGACCAUUCCCUGGCCAGGGAAAACAUGGAAGGGGUUGAUAUUGGCAGUCAGUGACAGAAUGCAAAUAAGAGAUGUGUGUUA